This is a messenger RNA of Penicillium paradoxum, 324 nucleotides long. RefSeq lists its product as uncharacterized. Bases 1 to 324 code for a protein of 107 amino acids. Lineage: Eukaryota; Fungi; Ascomycota; Eurotiomycetes; Eurotiales; Aspergillaceae. The transcript has 2 exons. Gene Ontology annotation, molecular function: acylglycerone-phosphate reductase (NADP+) activity; triacylglycerol lipase activity. The record is from RefSeq and is a predicted model, not a curated record. Gene Ontology annotation, biological process: phosphatidic acid biosynthetic process; triglyceride catabolic process. Gene Ontology annotation, cellular component: endoplasmic reticulum; lipid droplet.
AUGGCUUGGAGUGAAACUCUGAAAUUAGAGCUGCAGCCCUUUGACAUCCGCGUUGUUUCCUUGAUAACUGGUUCUAUCGCUACCAAUGUCAUGUCACAUUCUAAUCUGAUAUUACCAUUAAACUCGAUUUACCAAAAGGCACUUUCGGCAAUCCAGUUGCGAGGCGUUGGAAAAGAUGUGAAAACCAGGAGCACACCUGCAGAAUUUGCUCUGGAAGUUGUGAAGGAUAUCUUGGGUGGAGCGAAGGGACCUUUGUGGCGUGGCGCCAUGGCUUCCAUGGAUCGGGCAAUGAAAAGGGGUACUGGGCUGGAUCGGUUGCCGUGA